This is a messenger RNA of Bombina bombina (fire-bellied toad), 2344 nucleotides long. Its product is annotated as oocyte zinc finger protein XlCOF6-like. Bases 228 to 2165 code for a protein of 645 amino acids. The record is from RefSeq and is a predicted model, not a curated record. The transcript has 4 exons. Lineage: Eukaryota; Metazoa; Chordata; Amphibia; Anura; Bombinatoridae.
CACUUGAUAGCCUACAUCCUGCGUUAGCCAGGCACAAAAAAACAACCAACAACUAGAUAUACAUGUAGUAUCGGUCUAAAUCAAUACUUUGUCAAUAUACGCAGCUUUCAUUUCAUCAAUCAUCAUCAAGACAUGGCCAGAGCACUGAGAGAUAUCAGGUAUUGAUGUAACUGGAGUGAAUAAGGGAACCUUCUUCUUGAGCACAGACAUUGGAGCCUGUUAUCAGCAUGAACUCAUAUAUGUUAGACAAACAGGUCAAUAGUUCAUAUCUAUCCUUCACUACAGUCUUAGACACCAAUGACUAUUCACAAACAUUGGGGAUAUCACAGCAGAUAUUUAAAGAAGAUGGUGAAUUGGCAGGAACUGGGCAGCAAUCACUAUGUACAGAGAGUAAUUUAGUCAUCAAACAAGAGGAAAACAUUUAUGCCUUAUCUAGUGAAAUUAUUAUCCCAGAGGAUAAACCACACACAUUUACUGAGUUUUCAAAACAUAUUAAAGAAGGGAAAAGUCUACAGUCUAGCCAAAUGAUUCAAAUAAAGGAGAAACCUUUUCAAUGCACAGAGUGUGAGAAAAGCUUUAGAUGGAAGUCUCCUCUACUAGAACACUACAAAAUUCACACAGGUGAGAAACCACACACAUGUACUGAGUGCGGCAAAUGUUUUACACUAAGGAGUCACACAGGAGAAAAGCCUUUCAUAUGUACAUACUGUGGAAAAGGAUUUACACUAAAGAGUAAUCUGAAAACUCAUGAAAUUAUUCACACAGGAGAAAAGCCUUUCACAUGUACAGAGUAUGGAAAAAGUUUUACAGAAAAGAGUAGUCUGAAAACUCAUGAAAGGAUUCACACGGGAGAAAAGCCUUUCACAUGUACAGAGUGUGGAAAAAGUUUUAUACAAAUGAGAAAUCUGAAACGUCAUGAAAGGAUUCACACAGGAGAAAAGCCUUUCACAUGUCCAGAGUGUGGAAAAAGUUUUACACAAAUGGGUAGUCUGAAAUAUCAUGAAAGGAUUCACACAGGGGAAAAGCCUUUCACAUGUACACAGUGUGGAAAAAGUUUUACAGAAAAGAGUAGUCUGAAAACUCAUGAAAGGAUUCAUACAGGAGAAAAGCUUUUCACAUGUUCAGAGUGUGGAAAAAGUUUUACACACAUGGGUAAUCUGAAAUAUCAUGAAAGGAUUCACACAGGGGAAAAGCCUUUUACAUGUACACAGUGUGGAAAAAGUUUUACACACAUGGGUAAUCUGAAAUAUCAUGAAAGGAUUCACACAGGGGAAAAGCCUUUCACAUGUACACAGUGUGGAAAAAGUUUUACAGAAAAGAGUAAUCUGAAAAAUCAUGAAAGGAUUCACACAGGAGAAAAGCCUUUCAAAUGUACAGAGUGUGGAAAAAGUUUUACAGAAAAGAGUAGUCUGAAAACUCAUGAAAGGAUUCACACAGGAGAAAAGCCUUUCACAUGUUCAGAGUGUGGAAAAAGUUUUACACACAUGGGUAAUCUGAAACAUCAUGAAAGGAUUCACACAGGGGAAAAGCCUUUCACAUGUACACAGUGUGGAAAAAGUUUUACAGAAAAGAAAAAGAGUAAUCUGAAAAAUCAUGAAAGGAUUCACACAGGAGAAAAGCUUUUCACAUGUACAGAGUGUGGAAAAAGUUGUAUAACCAUGAGUCAUCUGAAAUAUCAUGAAAUGAUUCACACAGGAGAAAAGCCUUUCACAUGUACUGAGUGUGGAAAAAGUUUUGCACAUAUGAGAAGUCUGAAAGGUCAUGAAAGGAUUCACACAGGAGAAAAGCCUUUCACAUGUACAGAGUGUGGAAAAAGUUUUACACAAAUGAGUAGUCUAAAAUAUCAUGAAAUGAUUCACACAGGAGAAAAGCCUUUCACAUGUACAGAGUGUGGAAAAAGUUUUACACAAAUGGGUAGUCUGAAAUAUCAUGAAAGGAUUCACACAGGGGAAAAGCCUUUCACAUGUACAGAGUGUGGAAAAAGUUUUAAACAAAUGGGUAGACUGAAAUAUCAUGAAAGGAUUCACACAGGGGAAAAGCCUUUCACAUGUACAGAGUGUGGAAAAAGUUUUACAGUAAAGAGUAAUCUAAAAACUCAUGAAAGGAUUCACACAGGACAAAAGCCUUUCAUAUGUUUAGAAAGUGGAAAAAAGGUUUAUUAUUGAAAUCAGGUAUCACAAAAUACCAAAUAUUUACACACAAAUAAACUUUAUAUACACAGUGUACAAACCUUUUUACAGUUAUCCUAAAGUGGACAAACUCUCUAAGUAGAAGCAUCAAAAGAGAUUUAAUUGUAAAUAAUACUUUCUAAAUCCCAGUUAUAAAAGCCCCAGAUUGGAAGUGC